This is a messenger RNA of Dunckerocampus dactyliophorus (ringed pipefish), 4018 nucleotides long. Its product is annotated as leucine-rich repeat neuronal protein 1-like. Gene Ontology annotation, molecular function: protein binding. Lineage: Eukaryota; Metazoa; Chordata; Actinopteri; Syngnathiformes; Syngnathidae. The coding region runs from base 643 to 2769 and encodes 708 amino acids. The record is from RefSeq and is a predicted model, not a curated record. The transcript has 3 exons.
AAAUGCACAUGCUGGGGUCGGCACGGGGAGGGACGUUUUGUUCAGCAGAUGGUGAGGUCGCAUGCAUGCACUGGUAUACCGGUGGUGUCGGUGUCAGACGCGUCUCGCAGUGCGGCUGACCUGCAUGGUGGGUCGUAACACGUUGGAUCUAUCGCACUGAUUUUUUUGUUUACUUGCUGAAAUUGUACGUGCAUAUCAUCAUCAUUGUGGAGCUGCGGAUGCUGCAUGGGUCAGACUCCAACAUCGCUCUGCUGUUGAAGACUGCGCUUCAUAGACGGCAUGUCUGAGAGCCUGUGUGCGGCUGCUGAUCCAGAAAAGGCUGUUUAUAUUUUCUGCUCGGCAGAAAGGAGGCUCGGAAGGGGAGGGCAAGCGGUACCUCCCGUGAAAAGUGAUGCAGUCUUCCGUCAUGUGAUCACCUUGACAAGAGAGCAACAAAACAUCACCUGAAGUCAAGAACAGAUGCUCCUUGGUAAUUUGUUCUGCAGAGAUUUUAUUCUGGAUGAAAAAAGGGCAUUUGUGAGGAUUCUCUAGAGAAGCCAACCAACCCAAGAGCAGACCAAUGCUCAUGAACACUUCCUUCAAGUCUUUACUUCGAAGUCUAGCUCUCCUUUAACAAUUGUUAGAGCACAAGGAGCAGACAACAUGGUGCCUCCGCUACUUUGGCUGUGCAUGGCCGUGCUUGUGGCUUCUCAGUCGCCUGUACAUGUCAAGUGUCCUCAUUUGUGUGUGUGUGAGAUUCGUCCUUGGUUCACGCCCCAGUCAACCUACAAGGAGGCAACAACAGUGGACUGCAAUGACCUGAGGCUGACACACAUCCCUCUCAACCUUUCCACGGAUACUCAAGUGUUACUGCUCCAAAGUAACGCCAUUUCUCACACCCGAGGGGAGCUGGACGCCCUGCUGAACUUGACAGAGUUGGACUUGUCGCAGAACAACUUCAGCUCUGUGGAAGCUGUAGGCCUCAGAAGCAUGAAUCAUCUUACCACCCUGCAUCUGGAGGAGAACCAGAUCAGCCAGCUGCCGAACAACUGUCUAGGAAAUCUCUCCAACUUGCAGGAGCUCUAUAUAAACCAUAACCUUAUUAUUUCCAUCUCCGCUCGGGCAUUUUCAGGUCUGCACAACCUGCUGCGUCUUCACCUUAACUCCAAUAAGCUACAUGUCAUAGACAGCCGCUGGUUUGAAGAAACACCUAACCUUGAGAUCCUUAUGAUUGGGGAGAACCCGGUCAUUGGCCUUUUGGACAUGAACUUCAAGCCCCUAGGAAGUUUGAGGAGCUUGGUUCUUGCUGGCAUGGAUCUUGCUGAUGUUCCUCCAGAUGCAUUUGUAGGCUUGGAUAACCUGGAGAGUAUCUCUUUCUAUGACAAUAAACUGGUCAGAAUCCCCCAAUUGGCCCUUCAGAAAGUCCCCAAUUUGAAAUUCUUGGAUUUAAACAAAAACCCAGUUCACAAAAUUCAGGAAGGAGACUUCCGAAACAUGCUUCAUCUAAAAGAGUUGGGUAUCAACAACAUGAUGGAGUUAGUAUCAAUUGAUCGCUAUGCUCUGGACAACCUACCGGAACUGACCAAGCUGGAGGCCACAAACAACCCCAAACUGUCUUAUAUCCACCGGUUGGCCUUCAGGGACAUGCCCUCCCUGGAGAGCCUGAUGCUCAACAACAACGCCCUCACUGCUCUGUACCAGCACUCUGUGGAGGUUUUACCAAACCUAAGGGAGAUCAGUCUGCAUAGCAACCCCCUGCGCUGCGACUGUGUCAUCCAGUGGAUGAGCUCCAACAGGACCUCAGUACGUUUCAUGGAGCCCCUGGCAAUGGUUUGCACCUCCCCUGCAGAGCUCAGGGGCCAGCGUGUUCGAGAGCUAAGACUGCUAGAGUCCCCUGAGCAGUGCAUCCCACUGAUAUGCCAUGACACCUUCCCUGGCCACCUCAACCUAAAUCUUGGCAUGAGUGUCAGCCUGGACUGCCGGGCCAUGGCUGAACCAGAGCCAGAGAUAUACUGGGUGACCCCUCUUGGAAACAAAAUUGAGAAGGACACUGUGUCAGAGCACUACCACCUGAGCAGUGAGGGGACUUUAUGGCUGUCCCAUGUACAGGUGGAGGAUUCUGGACAUUACACCUGUGUGGCCCAAAACACAGAAGGGGCCGACACACGGGUUGCCUCAAUUCGAGUGAACGGCACCCUGCUCGACAGUGCUCAGGUGAUGAGGAUCUACGUCAAGCAGACAGAGUCGCACUCCAUCCUUGUCUCUUGGAAAGUCAAUUCCAAUGUUAUGUCCUCCAACAUAAAAUGGGCCUCAGCCACCAUGAAGAUUGACAACCCGCACAUCACUUACACGGCUCGUGUACCCGUCGAUGUUCACGAAUACAACCUCACUCAUCUUCAGCCUGCCACAGAGUAUGAGGUAUGUCUGACGGUCUCCAACGUCCACCUGCAGACGCACAAGUCUUGCGUAAACGUCACAACCCGUAGCGCAACCUUUGCCCUGAACCUGUCCGAGCAGCACCCGAGUGCUGCAGUGCUUGCCGUCAUGGCAACCGCACUGGCCUUCCUCAGUCUGGCCACCGUGGGAGUCUACACGGCUCGCAGAUGGAAGAGAAAGAACUAUCACCACUCCUUGAAGAAGUACAUGCUUAAGACGUCCUCUAUUCCUCUCAAUGAGCUUUACCCGCCGCUCAUCAACCUGUGGGAGGCGGACGGGGAGAAGGACAAAGAUGGCAGCACAGAAGGAAAACCCUCUGCUGUGGAUACCACGCGUAGCUACUAUAUGUGGUGAGGAUGGAGUGAGGAGACAUGGCCGCCCCUCCAGCAGCACAAGACAAGAAACUUUUGCCAUUUUUAGUGCAAAAGUCAAAUAAAGUUCUAUUGUCGGCUUUGCUAAUACGUGGCAGAGUGAACAAAGACAGGAUUUUUUUUAUUAGUAUAGCGUAUCGCAGUUGUUUGAUUCUUUCCAGUUCUUGUUUUGGUCUUCAAGACAGCAGUUGUAUAUAGCGUCCAUGUUACUUUAGUUGCUAUGCCGUAUCUGUGGUGCAUUUCUAACUCACUUUUACUUGGGUUAAUAAUACUGCAGCAGGGGCAGCAUUGGUAAAGAUGAUUCUUUCUUUCUGUUUUGUAAAACAGAUAAACUGUGUGCACUGAUAGAUCGAGGAGUUUGUAUGAACUCUGACAAAUACAAGCUGACAGCGCAUUUUAGACUUGUUACACUGUCUACUGAAUGUUGGCAACUGUGCAGUAAUGUUGUAUCAACUAUACCGUUACACUUUGUCAUUUAAAUACAAUAGCAUUUUAGUUUGUAGAUAAAUGUGACGUUACAUGCUAGAAAUACAAAUGUUGGCUAGAACCUUUUAUUUUUCAAACAAUGAACAUUAGAAUGUUUUUGCCCUCGCCCUCAUAAAUGACAUGAGGAGUACUUUUUUUGUUAGGGUUUUUGCUGAUUGGUUAGAUUUUCACAUGUAAUAUGUUAUAUUGACAAUGUCAAAAUAAAUACUUUUCUGAUUCUUUUGCAGACGUCUUUGUUUUUUUACUAUUUCACUUUAGACAUGCCGCACAGAUUCAGUUGCUAGCUGCCUGUAGUCAGAACCACCCCUUCAUGAUCCAAGGUGUGCCCCAUUUUGCGCAAGGGUGAGUACAUUGCUGCCAUGAGGCAUGGAGCAAAAGAUGGCAGAAUUCACACACUUUUCAAUAAAUUAAAACAAUAAUUUAUUGAACAAUUUGUUGUGGUACACUGUAAUGGUACAGCUGCUGCCAUUUAUUGCCAAAACAUUCAUCUAACUAAAUUCAAGUUCUGGUGAAAUACUACAAUAAACUUUAUUAGGUCAGUUAGGCCCAGAAUUCCUGGUGGCGGCUCUGUUCCUGACACAAUAAUUUUGUAAUGGCUGGUUUGGCCAAGGGCUGCCCUGCCGAUAGUCAUCAUGUUUGCUGCACAAUGACUGUUAGGAAUAAAAAUACAGAUCAUAACCACACACAUUACUCAUAUUUAUCAGUAUUUUAUGAAAAAAAAAAAAAAAAAAAACAAAAGAACAUUU